Molecule: messenger RNA, 585 nt
Organism: Pestalotiopsis fici W106-1
Lineage: Eukaryota; Fungi; Ascomycota; Sordariomycetes; Amphisphaeriales; Sporocadaceae
Exons: 2
Coding region: 1-585 (194 amino acids)
Source: RefSeq, a predicted model, not a curated record
AUGUCCGAAACAGCAAAGACACCCAAGAAGAGCGGCAAUGCCUGGACGCCCGAGGAACACCUCAAUCUAGUCCUCACCGUCAUGCGAAGCGAGAAUCCAGAGCUCAGCGUGAGUGGCUGGGAAAAGAUUGCUCUCGAGAUGAAUCGCAUCUAUCCCGACAAGGGAAUGUCCUCUUUCAAGCAACAGUUCCAGAAACUCCGCAACGCCUACAUUGACCAACAUGGUGAUGCCACCCGCGAAGGCCAAGUCGAAGGCGAAAUGAACGGCAACCUGGGCAAGUCGAACUUGAAGAAACGCGCCGCUCCUGGACUUGGCGAUCAUGCAAGUAACGCAUCUACCGCCAACAAUCGCAACACUCGUGUUGGCAAGAAAGUCAAGUUCAAUGAUCCCGCCGACGAUCAGGAAGAGUAUGAGCGAUCCGAUACGACGACCGACAGCCGCAAGCCUGGAGAAACUAUGCCUAGUGCUCCCCCGAAGCAGGCCUGUAAGCCACGCGCCAAGAAAGUCAAGGUUGAACUUGAUGCCGAUGCAAAUGGCAAGGACGACGGCCAUUUAGUCGAUGGCCUGGAGAUUGAUGAGAUCUAG